Messenger RNA from Notothenia coriiceps (black rockcod), 4779 nucleotides. Its product is annotated as ubiquitin thioesterase ZRANB1-like. The transcript is spliced from 8 exons. Gene Ontology annotation, molecular function: cysteine-type deubiquitinase activity; K63-linked polyubiquitin modification-dependent protein binding. Gene Ontology annotation, cellular component: cytoplasm; nucleus. The coding region runs from base 1 to 1323 and encodes 440 amino acids. The record is from RefSeq and is a predicted model, not a curated record. Lineage: Eukaryota; Metazoa; Chordata; Actinopteri; Perciformes; Nototheniidae. Gene Ontology annotation, biological process: positive regulation of Wnt signaling pathway; protein K29-linked deubiquitination; cell migration.
AUGUUUAUAAAUGUGUCCCUCUCCCUUUGUCCGAAAGGUGUUGUGGAAGGCGACCUGGCAGCUGUGGAGGCCUACAAGUCAUCGGGAGGUGACAUCGCACGGCAGCUAUCAUCAGACGAGGUGCGCCUAUUAAACCGCUCGUCUGCAUUUGAUGACGGCUUCACGUUGGUUCACCUAGCCAUCCGCUUCCAGAGACAGGACAUGCUGGCUGUGUUACUCACAGAGGUGUCCCAACAGGCAGCCAAGUGUAUCCCUGCCAUGGUGUGUCCUGAGCUCACGGAGCAGAUCCGCAGAGAGGUGGCAGCGUCUCUUCACCAACGCAAGGGAGACUUCACCUGCUAUUUUCUCACUGACUUGGUGACCUUCACCCUGCCUGCAGAUAUCGAAGACUUGCCCCCAGCAGUUCAGGAGAAGCUGUUUGAUGAGGUGCUGGACCGAGACGUACAAAAAGAGCUUGAAGAGGAGUCUCCCAUCAUCAACUGGUCCCUGGAGCUGGCCACCAGGUUGGACAGCCGGCUGUACGCCCUGUGGAACCGCACGGCCGGGGACUGUCUGCUGGACUCAGUGCUGCAGGCCACAUGGGGCAUCUACGACAAAGACUCAGUGCUCCGCAAGACCCUCCACGACAGCCUGCACGACUGCUCCCACUGGUUUUACACGCGCUGGAAGGAGUGGGAGUCGUGGUAUUCCCAGAGUUUCGGCCUGCACUUUUCCCUUCGGGAGGAACAGUGGCAGGAGGACUGGGCCUUCAUCCUUUCCCUGGCUAGUCAGCCUGGAUCCAGCUUGGAGCAGACCCACAUUUUUGUUCUUGCACACAUACUUCGUAGGCCUAUUAUCGUCUAUGGAGUGAAGUAUUACAAAAGUUUCCGUGGAGAGACGCUUGGGUACACCCGUUUUCAAGCUCCAGCCUACAUGUGUCUGCAUAGCUUACAUAGCAGACAUAACUGCCCCUCUGCACUUACAUCACAGAAGAGGCUCAUGAUUGGACCUCACAAACUGCUGAAUUGCUCCCUUAGAGUCCGCUACAAACGUAUCUACUUGAGUUUGUUUGUUACUCUACUUUCAAUGUGGCUCCCUCUGAUGGUGGCAUCUGUCCCCCUGCAGAUGGGUAACGAGGAGCAGCAGGAGAAGCUGCUGCGGGAGUGGCUGGACUGCUGUGUGACGGAGGGGGGGGUGCUGGUGGCUCUUCAGAAGAGCUCACGACGUCGCAACCACCCUCUGGUCACCCAGAUGGUGGAGAAGUGGCUGGACGGGUACCGGCAGAUCCGCCCCUGCGCGUCUCUGUCUGACGGAGAGGAGGAGGAGGACGAUGAAGACGAGUGACAGAACUGAAGCGAGGCGAGGGAGGCGGUCUGCUGGUGGGGGGGNGGGGGGGGGGGCAAGACUCCUCCCUCUCCUCUAUCUUACAGUUUUUUUUUUUCUUUCCUGACACGGACAAACUGUGAAAGCCUUCAGGAGAGGACAGGGAACCAAGCCCCCCCCCCACUGACAGGAGACACUGCUGCUCUUCUAUCACACGCAGGCACUCGGACAGACACCUAAAAAACACGUGCAACACUUUACUCUGAAAACGCUGAGACUGACAAACUGCUGCGAGACAAAGGUUUACGAAUGCAAACGACCUUUUGAUUUGUUUUUCAAAUGUAAAGGAAUAAAGGAUUCUCGAUCCAUAGAUGUAAAUGCAUGUGGUUGUUUUAAAAAGAGUAUAAGGACAUAUACCAGCAUUUAUAUCUGUUCAGUGUGGGCACUGAGAAAAGCACACUUCCAAAUUGAUCUUUUUGAUGUUUCUUUUUCCAUUUUAAGACUUGGCUUGUUACUUUUUUUUUUCUUUCUGAAUGGGCAGGGACAAAGCCAAUAAAUAUUAUCUGUAGAAAACCAGAGAUUGUGUAAUACUAAAUGACUUUAAUCCUUAUUACUAAGCACUGCACAUUUAUUAAAAACAUUUCUAUAUAAAUACAGUAUCAUUGCUUGAAUCAAGGUCAUAUAUGAAGCUCUUGAAAGGGGAGAUUUUCCCUUUACAAGUCAAAUCUACACUCAAUCUUCGCACACAAACAUUCAUGUUGGAUCUUUGGUUUACCUUUUUCAGACUGAUUGAAGUUGUGUGUGUGUGUGCGUGUGUUUUCUUCUCUGAAAUUACUCUUACAUAUUUAUUGUUUGGAAACUUAUAUGAGCUACUAGGAUCUUUCUGUAUAUGUUCUUUCUCCUUUCUGUGGUUUUGUUAAUUAUUCUCUCAAUCUUGAUGAAGACACGUUGCACAGAAACACUGUUGCUGUGAGGAAAGAACCAAUCAUCCCCAUCAGUGAGAAGUUUACUUGCGUUAUUGCGUGCGAUUUAGUAUCUCAUCUGGAUGCCUAAAAUCUGGUGCUUUUCUUUUGGGCAGACGAGUGUGAGACACAUUUAAUGUCAACAGAACAGUCACAGCGUUGUUUGUUAUUUCCUCUUUGUCCCUUUUUUCCUCAUAGCAUUUGUUGUCAAGGUCAUGGUACACGUCAGUUCACCUCCUCUGUUUGUUGUCCUCCUUUAAGUUUGUGAUGAAGGUCAUUGUGAGACUGCAACAUAUAAAACCAAAGCUGACAGAAGAAAAACAAGUUACUUUUUUUUUUGCUGUGAAUGUUUUGCAUUUCGUUUUUUUCCCUGCCAUUGCGUACUGUAACCUCUUUCCUGUUUCAUUCAAACUCACGUUUUGAGCAUCACCUGUAUGUUGCUUUGUAUUUAUGCAAUAGUUGCAGUUGUGACUAUGAUGGUUUGUGGAUUUAAGCCUGACUUCACUAUACAGAGUGUAACGCAGUGAACAGGCAAAAUAAGGAAAAAAAAUAAAGGAAAACCUUUUUGAAUGUCCAACUAAACUGCUUCCUGUCUGAUGUUCUUAGAAAUCAAUUCUGUUAGUUCAUGUUUUAGUUUAUUCUGUGAUUUUCAUUGAAAAAACAUAGUAUAGUGAGUUAAUCGUAAACAAAUGUGAUUCAACAUAUAGUGUAGUCAUUUCAACUAAUCCUAAAAAUGUCAUAGUAUAUCAUGGCUUAUAGUAAAUGAUGUUCUAUGCAGUAAAACAUCAUAGUACAGUUUGUCAAACAUUAUGAAAGAUUGUCACAACAAUUAUAGAAUGGUAUGUUCUGUAAAAAGUACAUAUGCUAGUAUGUCAUAAAAAAGUUCAUUAUUGUUAUCUCUUUAUUGUAUUUGUUUAAACAGAGGUCAUGAGAUGAUUCUGACAGCGUUGUCAGAGAAGGCCACAAGGUUCAGAUUGGCCACUGCCUCCAACAUCUACAAAUAUAUCGUAAACAUACUGUAGACUGUGUUUAGAGUUUAGAUAAAGACUUCAUUUUCUCAAUCAUAACGCUCAAUGUUUAAUACUUAAAUGUGUGAAUGCUUAUGGAGUCAAACACUUCAAUAAUAACAAUUUAUAUUGUGCACUAGGCAGGCAGAAAUAACUUCUAUUCUCAUGCAUUCAGAUACAUCCCCUAGAAAAUACAGAGAAUAUCAGCGUUUACACGUAAAAUUUCUUAUAAAGAUCAUACAUACAAAGUAGAGACGUGUUAAUGGAAAACUCUUGGGUGUUUUUAAUAUCCUCCAUAUCAUUUGACCUUAUGACUCCUAAUCCAUGUAGCAUCCUAAUCCAUGUAGCAUUCUAAUCCAUGUAGCAUUGUAUAACUGCAAAAGACAUCCGGGACACACCUUGUUGUAUAUCAUUUCAAUGCUGCUUCUAUUUUAUAUGAACAUUUUAAUGAAAGAAAACAGCAGUUUUUGAAUCAAAAUCUCUUAGAUCUUUUUUUAGAUAUCAUGGGAACUUAUAAACCAAAAUCAAUGUACCAGUUUUAUUAAAUGUUCGUCCAUCAUAUACAUUAAUAUUGUUGAACAAAUCAACAGUCUCAAUCCCUUCAAUAGCUUUCAUGUCAAGUUACCCAUUGACUACCAAUCCAUGCCCUAUGUUAAAACUACAUACAUCUCUCGAUAGGAGUUCAGUGCUUCUUUUAUAAUAAAAUAAUAUUUUAAGGAAAAAAAACAGCCGUCUGUUUAAUGUGGAAUUUAUUUUCAACAGUUUCAACGUCAUGUGACCGAGUGACAUCAAAUCAAUGCACCGUUGUAUUACAUAACUGAACAAGCAGGACACACCUUUUCAUCUGAUUUGAAUGCUAUUUCUAUUUAUUAUGAAUAUUAUUAUGGAAAUUCAGAAGUUUCUGUGGUUCAGAGCGACGGCUUGGUGACAUAAGCGUCGUCUUCGGACUGGCACAUUUUGCAACGUAGCAAGAAGGAGCAGCCAGAUCCAGGCUGAAUGUCUGUCAAAUAUACAACUUAUUUACACCACAACUCAUGGAUUACACAUCCUGUUGAAAAUAGGACUAAUAGAAACUGUAUUUCUAAAACCUGUUGCACAAUUUAUAUUUUCCGACAUUGACAGUUCCAGACUUUGAAACCCCUUUUAAUUGUUUUUUAAGCAAGUGUUAAACAUGUCCAGAAAACAAACAAAUAUCUCACACAGGCAAUCAUCAAUCAGAACAGUACAUUUUAUUUAUUGUUUCCAGCUGCACUGUAUGCUAUAUGUUCACCUUGUACAAGAAACAAAUACAAAUACUCACACUAAAAACCAAACAAUCUGCUAGCAGCCGUCUCUUGCUAACGUCACGGGGCUAAAAGGGAUGGAUGUGGCGGCGGUUGUUCACGGAGGACGCUCUGCCUCCGAGAGCCACAGCUGGAUUUCAUUAGAGCAGAAAAACAAAGAGGGAGAAACUAUAGGAGGAGAGGGAGUGGUCGCUCACAUCAGACUAUGAUUAUAAGAACAUUUAA